AUGUCUUCUCCAACAACCCCAGUAGUCCUCAUCAUACCUGGCGGUUGGCACAAACCCCAAUCCUACAUCAAGCUACACGAUGCACUUGCCUACGUAGGUUUUAGGGUUUCCAUACCAGAGCUGCCCUCCACCAAUGGCUCUCGCCCACCGAAUUCAGAUCUCGCUACCGAUACCGCGCACGUACGUGCCACUGUCGAAGAACUUAUCAAGCAAGGCGACGAAGUAAUCGCCUUGAUGCAUUCUUAUGGCGGGCAAGUCGGUACCAAUGCCCUCUCAAGCUUUUCCAUCGCAAGCAGACAAAGAGCAGGGCUAAAAGGUGGUGUGAAAGACCUCAUAUACAUGAGCGCAUGCGCUGUAUCUGAAGGAAAGAGCAUGAUGGACAUGGUCCGGCACUUCGGCCACGAAUCACUCAUACCACUAGCAUUCGAUUUCGCAGACGACAUGACGUGCGUGAGUCGCGAUCCCAAGACUUUGCACGUUGGCGCGGAUUGCGGACUACCGGCUGGCGAGAUCGACAAGUAUGUUGACACCCUGGUACGCUGGAAUGGCCAGUGUAUGUAUGAUGUGCUCACGACUGACCGGUGUGCGUGGCGCGAUAUUCCGGUUACAUAUAUUCAUUCGGCGAAGGAUAUGGCCAUUCCGUACGAUUACCAGAAGUGGCUUGUGGAGGGUAUGAGGAAAGAGGGUGUGAGGGUGCAGGUUGCGACAUUGGAGACGGGUCACUGUCCGAAUUUGACGGCGACGGAGGGUGUUGUGGAUGUUGUGCGGAAAGUGGCUACUGGUGAGCAACUGGAAGACAAAACAGAGGUGGAAGAGAUGGCAAGUACAGAGCGCGUGCAAGAUACUAUGGCGGGUAUCGGAGCUGAGAAUCCUUAG
Messenger RNA from Alternaria burnsii, 876 nucleotides. RefSeq lists its product as uncharacterized. The transcript has a single exon. Bases 1 to 876 code for a protein of 291 amino acids. The record is from RefSeq and is a predicted model, not a curated record. NCBI's taxonomy places the organism in Eukaryota, Fungi, Ascomycota, Dothideomycetes, Pleosporales, Pleosporaceae.